GCGGGGCAGCGUGGUGACGUCGCAACCCGAGGCGCAAGGGGAAGAGCUCGCGCUUGCGGACGCGGCGGCACUAAACAGUUGCCGGCGUAGCUGACCGGUCGUGUUCUCUCCAGGUCGCAGCUCUUCCUGUUGCGUUCGCCCGCUUGAUCAGAGAUUCUGGAAGCCCAAACCGGCUAGACCUCUCUCCUUCGCACCCGUCCGUAGCCGCGUCGUUGCGACUCCGCCACCAUGUUCGAGGCGCGCCUGGUUCAGGGCUCCAUCCUGAAGAAAGUGCUGGAGGCGCUCAAGGACCUCAUCAACGAGGCCUGCUGGGACAUCAGCUCGAGCGGCGUGAACCUGCAGAGCAUGGACUCAUCCCACGUCUCCCUGGUGCAGCUCACCCUGCGCUCCGAAGGCUUCGACACGUACCGCUGCGACCGCAACCUGGCCAUGGGCGUGAACCUCACCAGCAUGUCCAAAAUACUAAAAUGUGCUGGCAAUGAAGAUAUCAUUACACUAAGGGCUGAAGAUAAUGCAGACACCUUGGCGCUUGUGUUUGAAGCACCGAAUCAGGAGAAAGUUUCAGACUAUGAAAUGAAGUUAAUGGAUUUGGAUGUAGAACAACUUGGAAUUCCAGAACAAGAGUACAGCUGUGUAGUAAAGAUGCCUUCUGGUGAAUUUGCACGUAUAUGCCGAGAUCUCAGUCAUAUUGGAGAUGCUGUUGUAAUUUCCUGUGCAAAAGAUGGAGUGAAAUUUUCUGCAAGUGGGGAACUUGGAAAUGGAAACAUUAAGUUGUCACAAACAAGUAAUGUCGAUAAAGAGGAGGAAGCUGUUACAAUUGAGAUGAAUGAGCCAGUUCAGCUGACUUUUGCACUAAGGUACCUGAACUUCUUUACAAAAGCCACUCCACUCUCUUCUACAGUGACACUCAGUAUGUCUGCAGAUGUACCCCUUGUUGUAGAGUAUAAAAUUGCUGAUAUGGGACACUUAAAGUACUACUUGGCUCCCAAGAUCGAGGAUGAAGAAGGAUCUUAGGCAUUCUUAAUAUCCAAGAAAAUAAAACUAAGCUCUUUGAGAACUGCUUCCCAGAUGUCAGCAUGUACUAAAGUCUUCUGCCACCAAAUUUGUACCUCUUGGUACAUAUGUAGAUAUUGUUUUCUGUAAAUAACCUAUUUUUUCUCUAUUCUCUACAACUGGUUUAAAGAAUAAAGUCUAAGAUCAAAUAUGGUCUUGUUAACCUAGAAAUAUUUUUGCAUUACUUAAAAAUACUUGAGUUUUACAAUACAAAAGGGUCUGGACUCUAAAUGCAGUUUUAAGAAUUGUUUCUCAACCUAAAUAAAGUUUCCUGAAUUUCAAA
This is a messenger RNA of Carlito syrichta (Philippine tarsier), 1336 nucleotides long. It is a transcript of the gene PCNA, whose product is annotated as proliferating cell nuclear antigen. Gene Ontology annotation, molecular function: DNA binding; DNA polymerase processivity factor activity. The record is from RefSeq and is a predicted model, not a curated record. NCBI's taxonomy places the organism in Eukaryota, Metazoa, Chordata, Mammalia, Primates, Tarsiidae. The transcript has 6 exons. Gene Ontology annotation, biological process: leading strand elongation; translesion synthesis; mismatch repair. The coding region runs from base 229 to 1014 and encodes 261 amino acids. Gene Ontology annotation, cellular component: PCNA complex.